Lactuca sativa (garden lettuce) is the source of this 1117-nucleotide messenger RNA. RefSeq names its product transmembrane protein, putative (DUF2358). Lineage: Eukaryota; Viridiplantae; Streptophyta; Magnoliopsida; Asterales; Asteraceae. The record is from RefSeq and is a predicted model, not a curated record. Gene Ontology annotation, cellular component: chloroplast.
AAGAAAAAAGAAAAAUCAAAAUCCAAAUGACAAGCAGAAUGCGAAGUUACAGAGAUGACAACUGCGACUGCUUCCGCUCUACCAUCCGUUUCCCUUAAUCUCUCCAUCACCACCGCCACCGCCACUCUCCGCUCCGGCACCAACCAUGUCUCACUCUCCACCCUCCGCCGCCGUCUUUACCCAGUACGAGUAGCAAAUGACUCGAAAAUAACCGAGGUAUCUCCCGAUCUUAUAAUCGGAAAGUCAGAAGCUGAUAAGAUCGUGGACGGAAUUGACUUCGGUGAGCUCUGUAAUGAAUUCGAAUGCAUUAGCAGUCCGGCUGUUGAAGCCACCGCUAGACAACUCGUACGUGACAUCUUAGAGCUCCGGGAUGGCAAUCGUGCUCUAGGAACGUAUGCUGUUUCAGUCAAAUACAAGGAUCCAGUCAGAAGUUUUACUGGUCGUGAGAAGUACAAGAGACCACUAUGGUCGAUCAAUGCACUAGAUAACCCUACUGUGAGUGUGCAGGAGAUGUCGAUGUUGUCUACAAGUGUAUUGAGCAUAAAAUGGACACUGAAAGGAAACCCUAAAAAUGUUGUAGCUGGUGUAGGAGGACCUGUGAUUCUAAAAGUCAACUCUCGGUUUACAUUGAAUCAGAUUAGUGGUCAAGUUAUUGAACAUGAAGAGAUUUGGGAUUUAUCUUCAUCAUCAACAAUUGUUCAAGCAUAUUUCUGGGCUUCACGUCGUUUAUUUUCUGUAGUUGAAUCUACAAAAGAUUUUUCUGAUUCUGUCAAGAACUUGUCAAGCCGCUUUUCAUCAAAGAAAGAAAAUUUGGAGAUUUAUCCAGAUCCCUCUGGUGAUCCAUUGAAGUUUUUCCAAAGUGAAGAUGAGUUUCAAAGAGACGCAUACCAACUGGCAUUGUUUCUUGCACUUCUGUACUUCCUCGUGCAGUUUUUGAGGACAACUUUGUAAAAUCACUGUAAGUGAGAUAUAAACUGUGUAAAUGUGGUUACAUAUACGUUAUAUUUUCCAUAUAUAUAUAUAGAAAUUUUCUGCAAGAAUCCCUUUACGUUGUAUCAAACUUUGAUUGUUGAUCAAUAAAUUCCGUCUGUAUAAAAAAGUUCAACUUCUAACGUCA